ACACACACAUCGAAUCCAAAACACUACUCUCUCCAUCAACGUACUAUAUAUCCCAACAUGGCAAAGUUGUCAUUACCAUUCCUCCUCCUCCUCCUAGCCAUUGCUCUCCCACCACUGUCAGGAGCCAGCAGCAGACGCACCACCACCGCCGACGUGGAAUGUUUCCAACGUCCGGCCGGUGGAGAUGCCGUCGUACAUGGCAGCUUGGUGGAGCCGGAAGAAGAAUCUUCUGAUGACGACGACGACGCAGGAUACAUAUUAUUUCCGAGUGAUAGUAAUGACGAGGAUGACGAGGAGGAGGACGCCGCCGGCGAUCAACUAGGGCUCGUGGUGGGUAACGUGGUGACGCAAGAUUUCUUCAACAGCAUAAUAAGCCAGGCAGCUCCGAGCUGCGCCGGGAAGCGAUUCUACAGAAGGAAUGAUUUCCUAACCGCCGCCAGGUCGUUCCCUCAGUUCGGGCAGCUCAAACCAGACGGCGCCGCCAAGGCCGAGAUCGCUGCCUUCUUCGCCCACGUCACCCACGAAACUGGACAUUUGUGCUAUAUCGAGGAGAUCAACAAGCAGAGGUACUGCGACACGACGAAAGAGAAGCAGUGGCCGUGCGCCCCCAAGAAGCAGUACUACGGGCGGGGCCCACUGCAGCUGACGUGGAACUACAACUACGGGCUGUUCGGGAAGGAGAACAGGCUGGACACGUUGAAGAACCCGGACCUGGUGUCGAGGAACGGCGUCGUGGCGUGGAGGGCGUCGCUGUGGUUCUGGAUGAAGAACGUGCGGCCGGUGGUCAAGAAAGGGUUCGGAGAAACCAUUCGGGCCAUCAACGGCGCCCUCGAGUGCGGCGGCAAGAACAAACCGGCCGUCGAGGCUCGCGUCAAGUACUACACCGAAUACUGCAAGCGCUUCCGCAUCCCGCUGGGGCCUAACCUCCGCUGCUAAAAACCACAUGCAAGCAUAUAUAGGCAUUUGCUGAUAUGCAUCCAUCUACGUACUGCAUAAGUAAUGUGUUUCUGUUUAAUUUCCUUGUUUGAUUAUGGUGGGAAGGAAACUUAAACGACAAAAGAUGGAUUUUGUUUCUGUUUAUUCUGUUUUGGCCCGGCUUUUAGAAGGUGUCAAACACCUUUAAAAUCUCGAUUUGAUUUGGUUUGAGCAAAUUCCACAGUUGCAACUUGGUCAAUGAUCCACAAACAACUACAAUAACGCAACAAAGCAUUUUUAAUCUUCUGGGUCCUGAUCACAUACCAGACAUUUGCAAAAGUCCAUUUCCGAAGUUUGCAGCAAGAAAGAAAUAAUGGAUGUCUCUUCUUGUAAAAGCAACAACGGCAGGGUUCUUGUACCCCCACAAAAAAAAAAAAAAAAAAAAAAAAAAAAAAAACAGUUGUUUUUCACCAAGAAUGCUCCCCAAACAAGUACAUGAAGUUGUUCUGUUUUUCCACACUGCUAAUCAUUGCUGCUCCAUCCACCCGAGGAAACUUCUGAUGGAAACCCUUCAGCGUAAUUAGGGUAUCCGGCUCUAUUUUUCUUGUUUCUUUCGUUCCAUAGCACUAGCAGACUAGCUGUUUGUCGCCAUUGCUGCCUUGGAGGAGGUAUCUUUAUGAGCGAAAGAAUCGGAGAGUAAAUGUGAUUGAAACGAACCCCUCCGCAUUAUGGUGAUGUAGAUGAUGGUAGUUACAAGUCUCGCAAGGCUUUCAGGCACUGGUUGUCUACAUUGCAAAAGAAUUUCAGGAAGGUGCGCAGAACAUAGCGUUUCUUCUUGAGUCAAGCAUCUGCAGAGAGCAUGUGAUUUCAGAAUCAUCAACAACCCGAGUCUGAGUUUGCAUUGGAUUGUGCAAGGACUAGGUUAGGAGUUUUGGGAACACUGGAAGGUGGAAUGCAGAACACAAUAACCAAUUGAGAUCAGUUUAUGCGCAAAAGGACGUGGAAAAUUUCUCUAGACUUCUGAAUCUAAGUGUCCAAAUGCCUACUUGGUUACUACUACUAGUAUAAUAGUUUUUAGGCCAAAAGCAGAGGACACUUCCAAAAAUGUUCGAUAGGGCAAGUCCAUCACAGGAAGAAAAGCUUGUGUUUGGUUCCAUCUCACAUUGUCAUAUGAAGUAGAUUUUUAAUCUCGAUGCCCAUCUCACAUUCAAACAAUCAGAUGACACCAUGCAAAUAGCCCAACUAUUUAUGUAAUCCAGUUAGAAUUAGAUAUUCCAGGAUGUAGAAAGGCAAAAGAUAAAGACAUCUGUACAUCCUGGAUUCAAAUGAGAGUAAUCAAAUAUGCAAAAGUGCACAUACCUUCAGAAGUUUUUCUGGUGCAGAAGGGCAAACAUUUAUCUUCUGCCCAACGUGUGCACUCUGAUGGCGGACAGAUUGAUCAAGAGACAGUCUAGAAACUGGUCCAGGGAGAAGCUUUUCAAUGGCUGGGGAGGAAUUAUGAUUGCCAAACACCACAACACGAGAGCUUCCAGAAAUUGAUUGCCUGAUAGAAUUUAGAGCAUCGAGGCUUCCAUCUUUGGAAAGUGGUUCUAGUCCAUCAACAACCUAUCAGCAAGAAAAAGAAAAUCAGGAAUCUUCGUGGCGGUAGGUCUUUUUAGGGACAUGGCAAGGUUGAAAUAACAGCCUAGCAUUAUGAUUGUACAACAAAAAUACAUGUGGAAGAGAAUGAACACGAUAGCACAAC
Linum trigynum is the source of this 2659-nucleotide messenger RNA. Lineage: Eukaryota; Viridiplantae; Streptophyta; Magnoliopsida; Malpighiales; Linaceae. The record is from the annotation of a GenBank genome assembly.